Molecule: messenger RNA, 5898 nt
Organism: Rhinopithecus roxellana (golden snub-nosed monkey)
Lineage: Eukaryota; Metazoa; Chordata; Mammalia; Primates; Cercopithecidae
Gene: MAFG
Product: MAF bZIP transcription factor G
Exons: 3
Coding region: 914-1459 (181 amino acids)
Biological process (GO): regulation of epidermal cell differentiation; regulation of transcription by RNA polymerase II
Cellular component (GO): nucleus
Molecular function (GO): RNA polymerase II cis-regulatory region sequence-specific DNA binding; DNA-binding transcription factor activity, RNA polymerase II-specific
Source: RefSeq, a predicted model, not a curated record
AGGGGUGGGGGCGAUGGGGGUGGGAGAAGCUGGGGCCAGGGCAGUGUCCCUGCACCCUGACUCAAGGCUGGGGGCCUGUCUCCUGGGGCAGUGUCCUGCCAGAUGUAUAGGAAAGAGCUCCUGUGGGCCUUCUGACCUCCAGCUCAGGUCUUCCCCAUCCUUUAUCUGGAAGAAUCCAGUGGCUGGAGUCUUGGGACCUUGCUUCUCAGCUGGCUUGACUGUGGAGAGGGGUCUUUGGCUUCCCCUCCCUGCUCUGGGCUUGCAGCCUCACCUCCUGGUCCAAGGCUGAGUGAGGUGGCGUCUUGACCCUGGUGAGAGUAAGAAGCCCCCCAGCCCAUAAUUUCCUGAAAUGCUCCUGGCUAGAGGAGACUCCCAUCUGUCUGCAUCAAACCUGGAAAGUGGGGGAUGGAGCAUGGGGUGGGGUCCACCAUGCCCAAGGGUCUGGCGGGAGCUGGACUGAGCUGGGAAUCCCAGAUGGGUUUCUGGGAUGAGGUGCACAGAAAUGUCCUUAGCAAGAAAGUGAGAGUGGAGUGCUGGAGGGACCCGAGUGGGUGAGAGUUGAUUGUUUAGUCCAGCCUCCCCAGCACUUUUGUUUUUGCUCCCUGACCCUGUGGGAAUUGACCCGGGGCAGGGACCAGAGAGCAGGCUGCCACUCGGAGGGGCUGACUCCGCCAGCCUUCAGUUGGGCAGGCCCCAGGGUGGCUCACUGUGGGAACCCUUGUGAAAUAGCCUGGAUGGGGUGGGGCAGGGGCUGCUUCCUGCAACCCAAAGCCACAGGAUGGUUACUCCAUCAGUGGAGGAGGCAGACUGGGAGGGCCAGAGGGGCCUCGGGCCAGGCUCCUCCCAGCUGAUGGCCUGCCACCUGGAAGGUGGGGGAACUCCCUGGUCAGUCCUGCCAACAGACCAGAGCUAGAUGGACGGCCCACCCUCAGCUUCUCAAAAGAGCGCCUGCUCGCUGUGCCCCCGGGUUAUGACGACCCCCAAUAAAGGAAACAAGGCCUUGAAGGUGAAGCGGGAGCCGGGUGAGAAUGGCACCAGCCUGACGGAUGAGGAGCUGGUGACCAUGUCGGUGCGGGAGCUGAACCAGCACCUGCGUGGCCUGUCCAAGGAGGAGAUCGUCCAGCUGAAGCAGCGCCGGCGCACGCUCAAGAACCGUGGCUACGCUGCCAGCUGCCGCGUGAAGCGGGUGACGCAGAAGGAGGAGCUGGAGAAGCAAAAGGCGGAGCUGCAGCAGGAGGUGGAGAAGCUGGCCUCGGAGAACGCCAGCAUGAAGCUGGAGCUCGACGCACUGCGCUCCAAGUACGAGGCGCUGCAGACCUUCGCCCGGACGGUGGCCCGCAGCCCCGUGGCACCAGCCCGGGGCCCCCUUGCCGCCGGCCUGGGGCCCCUCGUCCCAGGCAAGGUGGCCGCCACCAGCGUCAUCACAAUAGUAAAGUCCAAGACGGAUGCCCGAUCGUAGGGACGCGCGUCUGCCCAGGCGGGUCUUUGCGGGGCCACUAGGCACAUGGCUAAUUCGGCUGCCCUGUCCCUCUGUUUCCUUCUCUUCUCUUUCCUCCCUCUCUUCCCCGCCCUUCUCUCUUCCCUGCAAAGCACAACCUGUACCCCAGGGGCGCCGGGCUGAGCCCCUUUGAUCUCGUCAUUGUCGUCGUGUGUUUUGUAUGUUGGGAUUGGUCAGUUCGGCGGUGACGUGGGGUCGCCCCAACCCCUUUUGUACCAGGGCCAUGCAGUCUUGGAGUCCAGAGUUGGUGCUGUGGGAAUGGACUUGAGAGAGUUGCGGGAAAGAGAAGGAGAAGGCACGCUGGGCCUCACGUGUCCCCAAGCAGUGAGGGUUCCAGUGUGCCCUCCACUCCCGAGUGGCCACAGGCUUGUGGGCUGGAAAGGAUUCACUCUCUUUAGCCCCAGGAGGGCAGCUCAGCUUAGCCCAGCACAAAGAGAUGGGCUCUGCUCUGAGAGUAGGGCAGCCUUGAAGGCCCUGAUGGGUGGACCACCAGCCUGGGCACAGUGGUGCUGGGGGCGUGCAGUUGGGGCCAAGGGCUGUGCGCUCAGGCCUGACCCGUUGCACUGAACAAGACCAAAUCGCUGGCUGUGCACUUACGUGAGGGUGAGUCCAGUGUGCCCUGCGAUGGGUCCCGUGUCACUGUUUACAUGACCUAUUUGUGUGGUUAUAUAGCCCUUUAUUUAAAAGAGAGAAGUUCCUUUUACAAAGUUAUUAAAUUAAUUAUAUGUUUAAAAGUUAAAGAAAAAAGAGCUGCAGAGUAUUUAUAAAACUGUCUUUUAGAAAAAAAAAAAACAAGCAAGAAGACAAUUUGACCAUAUAAAUGGAAAAGGGAAGAAAGUAUAAUAGAAACUUUGCUAGUUAAAAAAAAAAAGAAAAAAAAAAAACAAAAAAAAAUCCCUUUCUUGUAAACUUACGGACAACUCUUUGUGGCUGUUGGAGUUUAGUUUUUAUAUACACAGAGUUAUCAGACAUUAUUUAUAAAACUUAGUUUAAAAAAAGACAAAAAAAAAAAAAAGCCAAGCCGUGAGCCGACCAGAAGGCCGUCCUCUUUGAUAUCUUUUGCAAUUGUACCGAAAGUGACUUACUCCUCUGCCCUUCCUGCUUCCGUCUCUUGCCGGUGCCGUGGUGUCGUCCGUGCCUGGUGAGGUUUUGUGCAGCGGUAAAGUGCUGGUGCUUCUGGUGACCUUUGACCUGUGGGUGUCACUUCUUGUGUCUGUUUUCCCGUGUUCGUUUUUUGGGUUUAGUUGUGCUUUUGCUUCUGCUGGCUUGCCGGACCUGGGCUGGGGUGCCAGGUGGCACCUGCUGCGUCAGAACUCAAGGAGUCUGUGCCCACCACCAGCUCCUGGUCCCUAGGAGGUGAGAUGUGGGGUUCUGUCACACUCCCCUCCGACUGAGCCUUGGCUACAUCUGUGUCUAGGGCUUGGGCUGAUCUGGUGGCCAGGUAGCUGAAACUGGGGGCCCCUUGGGGCCCCCCCACACUGCUCCACACCUACCACCUCUGGCCUUGGGUGGUGGUGUUGCAGGGACCAAGGAGUCACUGUGGGUGGCCGCAGGGCUGUGGCCAAGCAUUCUCUGGCCUCAGUUUUGUUCCUAUAGGCUUCAUGUGGGGCCUCAGCCAGGGAACCCCAGGGGCCCGCACCGUGGGCUGCAGGUUUCACCGCCUACUUGAUCCCUGAGGUGUUUCCGUGCUGCGGGUGGUGCUUCCAGGCAGAGUGGUUGGGGGCCCACCAGGGGCAACCCUUUCUUCCUUGUCCCUGCCUCACUCUGAGAGCCUUGGGAGUGUCCACCAGUGCAGACAAGGGCUACAGUCUCCAGGGCCGGUCUUGUCCCUCUUCUCCACUGGUCCACGCUGGCAGCUCUUGGCUUUGGGCCUGCCUUCUGCCUCCCUUUGCGAUCUGUGUCUUCCAGGGAUCAGCUGCUUGGCUUCUGCUGGAGGUGCCUCCCUCUGGGGGCCCAACCUGCCUCCUGCUCCCAGUUCCUCGCCAGAGGCUGCUGCCCUUCCCGGCUGGGCUCAGGAGGCUCCUUACAGGCAUAUGACGGGGACGGGUGCCCCACCCACCUCUAAGAGGCUGCUGCCCUUCCCGGCUGGGCUCAGGAGGCUCCUUACAGGCAUAUGACGGGGACGGGUGCCCCACCCACCUCUAAGAGGCUGCAGCCCUGUGGGUCUUGACCUUUCACCAGGGCUGCUGGUUUCUUCUCUGUGGGGCCCAGACUCCUGUAAAGCACACAAAUGGGGGCUGGUAAGAUGAAAAACUGGCCUGACAGGGCUUAACCCUGUGGGUGGUGGGAUUUUGAUCCAAGAGUUUGGCCUGGUGUGCCCAUGAGAUGGGAACAGGGAUGUACCAUCAACCCCUUGUCAUCUUAAUGAGCUUUUCUUUGCUCUAGGCAUUCAGAGACAAGUCCUGUUUCUCCCUGGGUCAGCCUGAAAAUGGAAAUUUUGGCUGUUGAUUCAUGUCAUUUAGUGACUUCAUCCCCCUCCCCUCAGUCUGAUCUUGUCUAAGUAGAAUCCAGGCGUUAGUUGGAAUCAUAAGUAUCCAUAAAGAAAACGUCAUGAUCUGCCUUGGAGCAGGGAUAAACAGGCCCUCCCUGUCCUUGUGCGGCCCCCACUUUUGUCCUGGCUGCAGGUAGCCCUCCAUUUUGAGCACCUCUGCCAGGCUGCAGACCUGGAGGCAAAGGGAGUGCGAAAGAGGAGGGUGUAAGGGUCAGCGCGUACUGAAUGGGAGGUGCAGGUGCUGAAUGGGAGGUGCAGGUCCUGGGUGCGUUGGCAGAAGAGGCUUCUGGAGUUGCGAGGCCAUACCUCCUUUCAAGAGCUUUGGAUUUGGAGCGACUUCCUUGGGUCUAGGGGAGUGUUCCUAUCCCCUGUCAGGCCAGCCCUGUGGAGCCACUCUGCCCCUCUUCCCCUUCCCCUGGAUUUCCUGACAUAGAUGCUGUGUUCAUGUGCAGAUGUGAAUGUGCUGUCCUUCUGAUCUCUGUUAAUCCCGCUUUCCUACUGAGAGGGUGGUGGUCUCUUCUCACCUCAGUUUUUCUGACACAGCGAAUCGAGGGCUUUGGCCAAGGCCAGGUCUCUCAAACUUGUCCGCCAAGUAAACCGUGAUAUAUGUCUUCCCUUCCACCUUGACUUUGCCCCAACUCCUCCUCUAUCCUAACAUGGACACUCGGCUUUCAGAGGAAUACCCAGCAGGGACAAGUCAGCUCCCACCGGGAGAGUGAGGCCCCGGCUGCUGCUCCGGGUGGUGCUGGUGUUGCUGGGGCUUUGGCUCUCGGUGCACGUUUCAGAUAUGCGUGCACACUUCUGACCGGUGGUCAGGGCCCGGCCCACGGCCCUGAGCGGCUGCAGCCUGCUUUGGGACGAUGGUCAGGUCCCAUGUUGUCCCUGCUGCCUCCCUCUGGAGUGGCCACUUGGCCAAAGCUCCCAUCCACAUCUGGAAAGUCUGAGCUGUGGCCUGCUGCACCGUUUCCGCUCUGGGAUCUUGUGAGUUACUUUUUUAGGCUGUGGUUUGGUGAAAGGAACCAACACAUUAACGAUUUUCCCCCCAGAAGCCACUGAAUAAUUCUUUUUGGUGUAUUUUUGCCUUCCUGUUGGCUGUCUGGCCUUGGAGCAGGUCGGGAGAGUGAAGUACAUAAUCAGUGCCGCACAGAGGCAGGGCAUGUCUGAGACUGAUGCCUGUCCUGCCUCUGGCCUGUGUCCUGGGUGUGUGCCGUACCUGCUGGGCCAGUCCCACACAUUUCCACCCUGCCCCUGGAGCAGCAGCUUUGAUACCAUGGGUGUCCCUUGAGUCUGAGCUAGAGUGUGUCCCCGAUAAACUGUGAGACCUCCCUGUUCUUGGUGACCCCAGUUGGGCUUUGACCCUCCAGCAAACCUUGGGUCCCAUCCCUGCCCUUCUUCCCACCCCUCAAUCUGCUAGUCCCUGAAGCCUUUAACCAAACGGGAGUGGGCACAGAAAGCCUUCUCCUGGCAACAGGACAAGGGCUGCCCGUGUGUCCAGCCCUGUUGCUCUCCUGGCACUGAGAGGUGGGUCCAAGCAGAAUUGAUCAGUCCCCCUGCCAGCCCUGCCUAGGUCUAGCCAGGGGAGGUUGUGUGUGGGGGGGGGAAGACCCCGGGAUGUGCUGGGGUGGGAUGGAGAUUAUUAAAGAUCUAAGUGAGGAGGGGCUGGGGUUUGGAUGCGGGGUGAGGCCCGAGCGCUCACACUUCGUGUAGGGCUGGCAGGGGCCUGACCUCGGGCAGGGCAGUGGCCUUGGUGCCCCACCCCUGCCCAGCGCAGUAUUUAUUGCUAAAUUAUUGUCCAGGAGGGGCAGCACUGGGCCUGGCCCCCCGGGUAUUUAUUGCUGUACAUAGUGUAUGUUUGUGAUAUAUAAGGUUUUCUUUAUUUUGUAUAUGAUCAAUAAACCUUUUAAAGAGA